This is a messenger RNA of Xiphophorus couchianus (Monterrey platyfish), 5556 nucleotides long. RefSeq names its product RAB3A, member RAS oncogene family, a (gene rab3aa). The transcript has 5 exons. The coding region runs from base 178 to 837 and encodes 219 amino acids. NCBI's taxonomy places the organism in Eukaryota, Metazoa, Chordata, Actinopteri, Cyprinodontiformes, Poeciliidae. The record is from RefSeq and is a predicted model, not a curated record. Gene Ontology annotation, molecular function: GTP binding; GTPase activity.
GCCAAUAACUCUUACAUUCUGCUCGUGCAGGUGCAACGCUGGGCUCUGAACUAGCCGCUGCAGCAAAGCUAAGGGAAAAAUCACCCAUUUCAUGGUAAACCCUGGCUUAUCUUGAGUAGCGAGGCUGUGUUCAUUACAACAGCGGAAACAGAAAGAACGGAGCUUAUCCAUUACGAGAUGGCGUCUGCAAAUGCGACAUAUGGACAGAAGGAAUCCUCGGACCAGAAUUUUGAUUACAUGUUUAAAAUCCUCAUCAUUGGGAACAGCAGUGUGGGAAAAACCUCCUUCCUCUUCCGCUAUGCAGAUGACUCGUUCACGCCGGCGUUUGUCAGCACGGUGGGAAUUGACUUCAAGGUCAAGACCAUCUAUAGGAACGACAAAAGGAUAAAACUACAGAUCUGGGACACUGCUGGUCAGGAGCGCUAUAGAACAAUCACCACAGCCUACUACAGGGGAGCAAUGGGCUUCAUCCUCAUGUAUGACAUCACCAAUGAGGAGUCCUUUAAUGCUGUGCAAGACUGGUCGACCCAGAUCAAGACGUACUCAUGGGACAACGCCCAGGUCCUCCUGGUGGGAAACAAGUGUGAUAUGGAGGAUGAGCGGGUGGUGGCGUCCGACAGGGGGCGCCAGCUGUCAGAGCAACUUGGUUUUGAGUUCUUUGAAGCAAGCGCUAAAGACAACAUCAACGUGAAGCAGACGUUCGAGCGACUGGUGGACAUCAUCUGUGAGAGGAUGACAGAGACUCUGGACAACAACGACCCAACGGUCACCGGAGCCAAGCAGGGGCCACAGCUCAAUGAGCAGCCCCAGAGGUCUCACCAAGAUUGCGCUUGCUGAAUGCACACAUACUCACACACCCCUAUGCACACGCACCCCCCUCCCCCCACACACACUGCUUGUCCUGAUUUUUCAAGGUUUUUUUAGUCUGGAUCUUGCUGUUUGUUCUUUUUAAUAUGCAGAUGCAAGACGUCCCUGCACAUAAACACUGCCAUCCAUCCACAGCCCCACACCAGGAGCAGAGUCUGCCAGGAGUUGGGCCUUCCAGGGGCUGUCCUUCUGCUCAGCAACAUUCCCUGACUCUUUCAUACACUUCUUAAACACACUAAGCUGUAUGUUACCAGAUGUGCAACAGUUGUAAUUAUUGUCCCUCUGAAAAGGUGUUUAUUGAGGAAGUCGGUUCAUGUAGGCGUGUUUUGGAGGAUCUGAAAUCCUCUUUUUAGUGUUUUGGUCGACUUUUAGGGAGAUUUUGGACCCAAGUUUGAUGUUCAGGCAGAGUUGUUCUUAAAUUAAGAAAUUAUUUUAUAUAUUUGUCUUAAAAACAUAUAGUUACAAUAGAUCUGAAAAGUGUUCAAACCUAUGUUUAAAAUGUAGGGUUUUUAAAAAAAGGCCAUGAUAAAUUAUCUCAAAAAAUUUUUCUUUAUUAAUGAGACAUACAUCCUGUGUAAUCCAACUGAAAACAAAUCUGCUUUAGUAAAAGAAAAAAAAUAGAAAUGUGCAACAACCCAGAUGCAUACAUUUUCACACCCUUAAGCUAAAAUUUUGCUGAAGCUUCUUGUCAUUCAUUUUAAACAUUCUUGGCUCUCCACAGGUUGGUUUAGGCCUAAUCCAAACAUAGCCAGAUAUCGGGGGAAAAAAUACACUUUUUUUGCGUUUCGGCUUUUCAUCCACACAAAAACUGUUUAAUAUCACUAAAAACGAUUAUUUAUAAAAACUCCCACCAUAAUAAGGAGAAUUUUAUGAUUCUCCUUAUUUGUGUUUGUGUGUACAUUGGAAAACAGGCAUUUACAGUCUGCCACAAAUAAUACGCCAAAUAUAUUCACAUGCUUGCUUUGACACGAUUCCCAACCGACAUAAUCUAGUGUUUAAAUAACCUAAUUAAAAGUCGUUGAACCUACAUAGUUGUCUAACCAAAUGAUACUCCUGGCACUACAUUUUCUUUCUAAUAGGAAGCCGUGAUUGUUUUGAAGCAACCUGAUUGGCUGUGAUUGGUGUAGCAUUGCGCUACACUGCCCCCUAUAGGUGUGGCAUGUUUAAAAAGAAACUUGACAGAUGGAUCUGUUCGGGUCCAUGUAGAUGAAAUGUUUUCUGAAACUGAUCCCAUGUGUACAAUAUUAUUUUUUUAAACAACAUGGCUGAGAUUUUUGAUUUUAUAAAGACCCAGCUACGUGUUUACAAGGCUUUAGUAAUAUUUACCCAUUCAGAUCAAAGUUCUCCAAAUCUAUCCACUUGUGAGGACAUAUGUUUUCCACAUCCCUUCUCGGGUUCAGAUUCAUUUCUUGGCUCCAGUGAAGACAUUCUCCUCAGACUCACGGUGAUGCUAAAACAUCAAAUCCACCUUCAACUUCAGGUUUGUAGGAGACACUUCGGCGUUUUAUUUGGAGCUGUGCAUAAUCUCACCCACUGUGACAAAAAAACAUCUUCCUCUGAAGAUAAGCAACCCCAGAGCAUAAUGCUGCCACCACCAUGUUUCAUUGUGGGUAUGAUGUUCUUUUAUUGAAACUUGCUGUUAUUGUGGCCCAGAAAAUCUAUUUGGGUUUUAUCAGAUGGUAGCGGACGUUUUGGAUGUGUGCAGGAGUUGGACAUCCCAGCUCCUUUUUCUGCUUGUUAGAAACAUAUAGAACACACCCAGUACUUUUUUCUGCAGCUCUUUCCGUGUUGCUGUUAGUCUACUAUCAACCUCACUGACCCAGUGAUUACAUUUAAUCAGUUCAUCAUUAUAGCUUCAUCAGUUUUGGAGAAAUGUCCUGUUAACAGAACAUGGCUGUUGUCCCUAUUUUAUUGAUAUCUGUUUGCAUUGUGCUAUGAUUUGAAUGUAAUGCUGAGGAUUUUCAUGUACCAUCUUCUGACUGGUACCUUUGAUCUGUUCUGCAGAGCUAUAGCUAAAGAUGUUGGUAACAACAUCAGGAAAAAAAUGAUCUCAAGAACAGCUCAAUGUUGUUUACAUUUAAUCAGAUUUACUAUGAUUUAUAUAGUGAUGAAGUUAGGAAGACUGAAUCAAAAGUAUUAGUUUCAGGGUUUGCACACUCAUGCAACUAGAUAAUUAAAAUUUUUUAUUUGUUUUAUAUCUUCCCCUCUAACUGAUGUUUGUUUCCAGAUGAAUUGAACAGGAUGCCUGUUGGACUAGAUGUGAGAAAAGUGAUCAUUUGAUCAUAGUUUUUUUUUAUUUCACACAAACCUAGCAUCUUAACAAAGGUGUUUUUACUUUUGAGAGCAAAAGCAUAUAGUAAAUUUCUAUGAAAAAGUAAGUCAACAUUCUGGUUGGACCUGGAUAAGGAACAGCAUAACCUGGAUGUUUGAUGCAUUUAUAAAACUCAUUGAGCAUCGGCUCUAAGUCAUACAUCACAGUAGGAGAAUAUCAAAUGUCUCUGGCCACUCAAGAUUUUAUAAAUAUCUACAAAUGUCAAUAAAUGUGCAUUUUAAAAUGCAGAUAUUUACAGUAUCCAUAUAAACUGAUUGUGAAGCGGUGGUUGGAUUCCUGCCUGUGUUGUCGUCAGAGCUGCAUGUUGUUGAUGUUUUCACGCUUCUUCUGACUGGUUUAUUAGUAUGAGCUGUUGAUUUUACUGGUCUUACUCUCAUCACUCCCAUUCCCUCUACUAUUUUAAAAUGCCAGAUUGGUGUGAAAAGUUUCUGAUGUUUAACUCUUGACACCCCACAGCUUUUAUUCAGUGCAUAUAGUGGGUGUUGGUCAUUCCUCCUUUCUCCAUUCCACUCUUCUGCAGUUUUAGUUGUUUCCUUCUGUGCAUCAGAACAUUUUGUACCAAUCAUGCAUCAAUCUGUUCUCAACAAAGGUACGUCUUGUACCCACUUUAACAACCAGUAAUAGGAACUUUUUAUGUCCUGCUGUAGGGAAUAAUUUUAUUUAAUUCAAUUUAAAAAAACAACUUAUUUAUCCUAAAAGGAAAUGAAAUGUCUUAACUCAUCAUCCAAGUAUCUUCAAAGAGUUGUUGUUGAAGGUGAUGCUGCAGGCACAAAGGAUCAGUCAGUAGCAGUCAGUAUGGCAACAAAUCUGAAGAAGCCUCUGUCUGAAACUUGUUUGCUGUAUGACAGUAUCAUGGCUGUCAUGAGAUCCUAACAGCUCAGUAUCCAGGCAACAGAGACGAUAUUCCCCAGUAACAUGUCCUGGAUUACUCCAUCAAUUGUUGGGUAGCACUGCUAGCCCAUCUCAUUUGCUGUUGCCACAUCUUUUUUCAUCUUUGUUUGGCUGUAUAGUUAGAAACGGAGAAAGAGAGACAUUGGAGUCUGAGAUAUAACUUCUAUAAAUCAUUUUUAAGGAAUAAUUUCAUAAGAACCAAGUGGUUCAAACGGUUGGAAAAAUUCUAAUCUAUGGGAAUUGUGUUCCAUUGAAAAUCUUACAAAACUUAUAUUGAAUUAAAUUAGACUACAUGUCUGACCAGAGCUAUUUUUAAAAAAUCUUCCUUCCAUUAUUCUUCUAAACACCUAUUUAUCAAGAGACAUAAAAUUAUGCACAUUGGUCAAGUGGAAAUUAAAUGGUUUGUUUGCUGGUACAAAAUGGAAGUAGGUGGGAAGAAGAUGAGGUUCUGAUGACGAGGUGAAGGGACACAUUGACCCAGAGACUAAUUGGACUAUCAGAACCCCCAGGUAGUCUGACAUGCCAUCAGAACCGAUCCAUCUGUUUUCUGCAGAACAUGUUGGGAUUUUUGAGACUGUCUGCUUUGGUUUAUGCCAAUGCGAUGAAGGAUGUGUCUGCGCUCGUUUUUACUACUAACCAACUCAUGCAGUCACAAAAUUGCUGAGCCAUGCGCCAAUUGUUUCACAUGAAUUAUUUAUUUUCGUAUUUAUGACCUAACUUAUUUUUUUGUAGUAUUUAAGAUUAUGCAUUAUAUUCUGCACGUUUUGAGGAGAUGUUUGCUCGUAUUCAGUAGCCUGACGUUUUCCAGCACUUCUGGAAAAUGAGUGUUAGCAGAGCAGCGUGUAAGAUGAUUCCUUUUGAGGGGGCAGAGUAGAGCAUUAACACAUUCCAGAGUGAGAACUUAUCAUGCUCAAGUAGCUUUAGUGAGGAGUUUGUCUUUUGAUAUCAGUUUUGUAACUGCUAUGAUUCCCCACACUCAGUUAAGACAACUUAGAUUUGUAAAACAAGGCGUGCGUGAGUAAAAGCAACCUAAUAAAGAGCAUUUUCAGGAUUUUUUUUUUUUUUAAGUAUUCUGAAUAAAUCUAAGGUCCAAGUUCCCUGACUGUUGGUUAGAAAUGUUCUGUUGAGCCUGUCUGGUGUCAAAAAGGGAAAUCACUGCUGCAGGUUACCUGAAUACUCUGACUUCUUCAUAAAAAAGUGAUUUUGACUAUUUUUGUUCACGUUUGACUUGUUUACUGUUUUUUUUUUAAUUAUUAGAUUUAUUUAUUGUGUUUUGCUACAGUUUUAACUUUGCUAAAGAGUAAAAGGCAUAUCAGUCCUGUUCUCCUUCAAUCAUCCAUGGCAGAAUUCCUAACUGUAAAUAGGAACAUCCUUCCUGUCAGAUAAUAGUUGUGUGAACUGUGUUGUAACUCUGUAAUACCAGGUUUACUAAAAUAAGGAACCAAUAAACCGUAAUAAAUGCAGGA